Dermatophagoides farinae (American house dust mite) is the source of this 400-nucleotide messenger RNA. The record is from RefSeq and is a predicted model, not a curated record. Lineage: Eukaryota; Metazoa; Arthropoda; Arachnida; Sarcoptiformes; Pyroglyphidae.
UGAUCAAAUGAUGACCAAUUUUAAUGAUAAUAAACAUCCAUCGACAACAACAACAACAACAACAACGGCAACACCAAGACCAUUACCAUUACAGAUAAUGAAUAAAAAACCACCUGAUAAUACUAUUACAACAAAAAAUCAAACAAAUAAUCAAUCAGGUCAGAAUAGAUCUGAUUUCUGGACUGAAACAACAAUAACAACAACAACAGGAAAGAAAAAUAUCGAUUUUAAUGAGAACACGCCGGAAAUACAGAUCGAUCUGGCUGGUCCACGUACACCAAGUCCUGUAGAAGAAACGAGCUUUGAAUUACCACCACCACAGAAAAGAAAAUAUAAAUUUAAAGUUAAAACAAAUGAUGAUUCACAAGAUGAACAAAACAAACAAACAAUGACAGACUGA